Lachancea mirantina is the source of this 2415-nucleotide messenger RNA. NCBI's taxonomy places the organism in Eukaryota, Fungi, Ascomycota, Saccharomycetes, Saccharomycetales, Saccharomycetaceae. The record is from the annotation of a GenBank genome assembly.
AUGUAUGACGAAAUCUUUAAAUUUGUUGAUGGCCAUGAACGUUUAAUUAAAGAACCUCACCGAAUCAUCCAAAACCAAUUUUACCCAAUGAGCGUUAAUCAAGAUGAGGUUUUGGAUGCGAUAGAACGAUCUAAUUUUAAGACUGCGAAUCAAUUGGUAGCGAAACUCGUUAAAACGGCGCCCUUUGCGACUUUCCCCAAGAUUUUAGAGCAAUAUGUCAAGUUCAGACAAAAUCGUAAAAAAUUCAGCUUCGAAAGGGGGUUGGCACCCAUCUUGAGCGGUGUGUCUCCUCCAAAUGAUGCGAAUUCUUUGCAUUUACUCCACAGGUUCUUGAUAGAAUUGGGCAUGUACGGAAAAGCGCUGGAUGUGUACGCUAGGGCUAUGCAGAAAUAUCCGAAUUUUGAAAUUGGGUAUCAAUGGUUCACCAAAUCGUUAGAAGAUUUGAACUUCAUGCAUUUACAACAAUCGAGUUUCCAACUGCCGCGUCUUUCCACAAAUCCACGGCAAGUUUACUUUUGGAACGCGCUCGCCACGGUGGGGCUGGUCAAACUUCGAGAAAAUCUUUUGACCGAACAGAAAAGAAAUUUGCUUUUGCAAUUGAGCUACAAGUCUUUGAGCUCUGUCAAACCUUUCAAAAACAAUCAGGAACUAAUCGUUUUCUGCCACCUAUGCGAACUUUGCGGUGACAAAUCUCAAGAAAUCGUUGAAAUCGUUCUACCCACGCUUUGUGGGGACAAUGAGCGAACAAGUGUUGAUUUGCACUUGAAAAAUUUUAUUAUAAAGCAUUUGAAAGUUCUUAAUGAUGAUGAUCGUAUGGUUUACGUGUGUCAGAGGCUUUUAGCAUGCCUGGACGACUACGAUCUUUUGUGUGAAUUCAUCAAAAGCACCAAGGCACUUGAUCUGUCUCGUGAAAUUGCUGAGCAAGAACUCAAAAGAAGAGAUUCGAGAAACUACCGAUUGGCAACGUUCGAGCUGGAUUUGAGCUUUGAUGGGAAAAUAAGCGAGCGCUCUUUGGAAACGUAUCUGUCGAAAUUUCACAACAAACCCUGCUGUCACGUUGACAUACAACGUUAUAGAGAGUUCAUCGACGAUAGCAGCCUUUUCAGUGUAUUAGAGUUGCUACCGCCCGGGUUGCUUCAUGAUUGCAAUGUCCUCAAAUUCUCUGGUGAGAAAAUUGUCGAAUCGUCUAUCGAACUUUUGAUAAAACACGAAUCCGAAAUCAAGAACAAACUUGACACCGAUUACUCCGCUUGUUCCUACCUUCUCUUGAAUAUCAUUCAAGACUUAGUUAGGGAUGAGAACUUGACUCUUCAAAAUGCUGCGACGGCCAUAGCCCUUCUCGAAAACUACCAGAAGAAGGAUUGCUUCAAUUACGAAACAAGAGUUUGGCUGAUUAUACUUUACAAUUAUGUCGGAGUACCAAGCUUGGCCUUAGAGCAGUAUGAACAAUUGAAAGUGAAGAAUGUACAAACCGACACGAUUAGUUAUCUUGUGUCGUCGCGGUUCUCCUCACGAUUUCCAGAUAAAAAUUCAUCCGUCCUCUCCGAUUUCAUUGUUGGAGCUAAAGUUUACGAAUCUGCCGCCAGCCUUCCCCAAUUCAUACGCAUCGCAUUCGAAAGAAGUUGCUUUGCCAAAGUGGUCGGCAUGAUAGAUUUGUAUGACAAGCUUCAGAGAUCCAUUUCGCGGUGGAACGACAUGGCGGAGUCACUCCAACUUUCACGUUUAUUGAACGACAAACGUGGCGAGCUUUUAAAAAAUAUGCAUUCCACAUGGAGAGCUUUGGAACUAUCAAAUUUUAAUGCAUAUGGUGCAACCGAUAGACUAGAGCUUGUUGAUAACAGAGAUUAUGUGAUCCUAGAGCCAAUCGCUUCCAGUUGCUCAAAGAUACUUGAAUAUGCAAGAACAGACCAAUCGUGGACUCUGGCAUCCGGUCUCAGAGAAAUGCUAGUUGAAUCAAUUAGCACCGGCGAAGAGAAUAUCGACAUUUGCCGGUUUCUCGAUGCUUACAGCACAGAUAAGAUGACCCAAAGCGAGCGAUGGUCCUUCUCCCUUCUCAAGAAGCUAUAUCGGGAUGGAUGUGAACAAAGCGCCGAGUGGCUUCUCGACUCGUUGAACGACAAGCCUCAUUUGCACACAGAGACGUGGCUACUGACACAUGAUUACUGCGUACAAUUAACAACACUUAAGACCUUAGAUGGUAUUAAAAGAAUUAAAGAUGCUACCUGUAAGAAGAAGAUCAAAUUGGAACUGCAAUUGCUGAGAGAUGCAUGCUCUGAAUUGCAUAUGAGCUAUGCGAAACAAUGGGAAGGAUUAGACUUGGAUAAUUCGUUGAUAGAGCGUCUUGGAUUUUCUCAUCGCGUAGAAAACAUUCGACAAGGAUUUAUGACAAGCUUAAAGCUGGUACGGAAUCUUUAA